AUGGAAAAAAUUCACCGCGAAAUGAUCCCGAAUUUUCUAGACUCUAUAUCAUGGAGUGCUGUUGGAUUUUUAAUAUUUGUUGCCAUAGUCUUCAUUAUAUCAAUUAUAUUAAUACUUUACUUUGAAAAAGUUUGCUGUUUUGCACGACAUCGAUUUUUAAAACAUCUCUUAAGACGGAUUACUAGAACAAAAAAAUCUACAUCAACGUCUGCAACUACUCAACCUAUUUCAAUAACAUCUAUGAAUAAAUUUGAAGAUAAAAAUAGAACGUCUUCACAAAUUCCAGAAUAUCUUUGGAUUGCUGGUCAAUGUGAACAUAGAAAAACAUUUGAACCGUCAUCAUUACUAGGUACCAAUGAAUUGGGUAUGUAA
Messenger RNA from Rotaria sp. Silwood1, 372 nucleotides. The record is from the annotation of a GenBank genome assembly. NCBI's taxonomy places the organism in Eukaryota, Metazoa, Rotifera, Eurotatoria, Philodinida, Philodinidae.